Molecule: messenger RNA, 1896 nt
Organism: Panicum hallii
Lineage: Eukaryota; Viridiplantae; Streptophyta; Magnoliopsida; Poales; Poaceae
Product: putative E3 ubiquitin-protein ligase RING1a
Exons: 10
Coding region: 221-1666 (481 amino acids)
Source: RefSeq, a predicted model, not a curated record
CCUGCUUUAUUUUCCUCUUUCUCUCCGCCUCCCUUCGCAGAGGCUCCCGCACCCACCUGGCCACCUCCCACCUCUCCAUAUACUGCCCUCCUCCCCAUCCUCCCCGUCGACCCACACCGCCUCCCCUCCCAAGCCCCGGACGCCUCACGGGGGUGGCGAACUACCGCCCCGCGCCCUCGUCGCAAUCCCAGAGCCGAGAUCCUAGGGUCAGGAAGCCAGAAUGCCCGCGCAGAAGCGCCGGCUCCCGUCGCCGUCCUCGAAACCCCGCGACCACGUCGCGGCUCCCGGCUCUGAUGCCGCCACCGCCGCCGGCGGGGGCGCAGGGGAAGGAAGGGGAGGACGCCCGCCGCUGCCGAGCGGGGGCGCCGCCAAGCGGAGGUUGACCGAGCCAAAGCCGCAGCGCGGACUCGAAGACGAUUCGGACGCGGAGGAUGGCGGCGGCGCGGACGGCGAUAGCGAGUCCUCGCAGAGCGACGGCGGCGGCUACGACGAGUUUAUGCUAGUGAAAUUAGCAGAGAUACGGAAGGAGGUUCAGUGCCCUAUCUGUUUAGGAAUUAUUCGGAAGACAAGGACAGUUAUGGAAUGUUUGCACCGAUUCUGUAGAGACUGCAUUGAUAAAUCUAUGCGACUAGGAAAUAAUGAAUGCCCAGCGUGUCGCACUCAUUGUGCAAGCAGACGUUCUUUGAGGGAUGAUCCUAAUUAUGAUGCACUGAUUGCAGCCUUAUAUCCAGAUAUUGACAAGUAUGAGGAAGAGGAACUUGCUUUCAAUGAACAGGAGAAGACUCGGAAUAAAAAGAUUCAAGAAACCAUUGAGGAAACAUUUCGAAGACAGUCCGAGGCAAUUGGUAAGAAGCGUUCCACAACAAAAGCAACUGACACUGCCUUUGCAAGGAAGUACCGGAGAAAUAUGCGAACACGGGGCAGAGGCAGAACCAUAACCCCUGAUAUUGCCCCUAUUGGCUCUGAUGAUGAGGAUAGAGAAGAAGAAAGUGCCAAUGAGGUCACCAAAGAGCCAUCUUCUGCUGAUGAUCAUUCUCCAGAUUUAAGACAGAAAAAAUGUAGGAAGAGGUCUGCAUCACAACCUUCACCUGCUAGAACCAUUGGCAGUAGUGACCACAGCUUUGAGGAGAACGAUGAAGUAAUUGGUGGAAAAGAAAUUUUGGCCACCUCCCCAUUGCGGGGAGAGAUGCUUGCAUGGGGAAAAAAUGGUACAAGGAGCCAGAAUCGACAUGGCAGUGCUAGUUCAAAUGUCAGAAUGGGGAGGAGCGGACGCAUUGCGAAAUUGGUUGAUCACCUCCGUACUACUGAUGAAAUGGAUAAAGAGUUCCCCUUGUAUCUUGUUCUCCUUCCAAUCGAUGGACAAAGCAUACCUAACUUGGAAAAGCCCUAUCUAAGUUGUCGACCAACUUUGUCCAUUCAACAUCUUGUAAAGUUUAUUGCUCAUCAGUUGUCUCGGAAAAUCGAGGAACUGGAGAUGUACAUAAGGAUGGACCGCCACAAUGGAAGUGUUGGCUCAAAGGCUUCCAGUACAGUUGAGUCAAAAUCACAUCCAUUUGAUGACUUGGAAAGACUGAGUGGAGAUAAACUUCUUUCGGACCUUCACCCUUCGUUUGCCUCUAGCAACGGUGAUCUGGAAUUGCUGUAUGCUUUGAAAACUCAAGACUAGAUCAAUUUUGGUCCUCAGCUAUCAAUUUGUGAGGUCACUGUCCAUAUGGUGGUGGUGCAAAUGAGAUCAGCAUCCGGCGAACGGAUGCAUGUAUAAAAGUAUUCAAUGUGCAAAAAUGGUGAAGCUAUUUUUUUCGUCAUGUUUUCUUAGGUUAAUUUACCAUCCUUGUAAUAUAUGACGAACUGUUUACCGAAUGUCCUCAGUAGGCGAAUCAAUCUGUCUUCUAUUUA